CGCCCAGACAGACCAGGAGGAGAGCGAACCCAUCUCGGCAGCCGGCGACCGGGGAAACUAGGCAAGUCUCACCUACUUAACCCUAGAGGGAGAAAGGUCCUAACCGGCGGCGGCGAUGGAGGUGGUGGCGCUGGUGAGCGGCGGCAAGGACAGCUGCUUCGCCAUGAUGCGAUGUCUCGACUACGGCCACAAGGUUGUUGCUUUGGCUAAUCUUAUCCCCCUAGACGACGGCGUUGAUGAGCUCGAUAGCUACAUGUACCAAACCGUUGGGCACCAGAUUGUCGUGAGCUACGCGAAAUGCAUGGGCUUGCCUCUCUUCCGGAGGCGCAUUCGUGGAUCCACAAGGGAUCAGGGCCUCAAAUAUAAUGUUACGGCAGGAGAUGAAGUGGAAGAUAUGUUUGCUCUGUUGAGCGAGGUUAAGCGGCAAAUUCCAUCCAUCAGUGCGGUGUCGUCAGGUGCAAUCGCGUCCGAUUACCAGAGGCUCCGGGUUGAGAGUGUCUGCUCGAGGCUGGGCCUGGUCUCGCUAGCUUAUUUAUGGAAGCAGGAUCAGACUUUGCUCCUAGAGGAAAUGAUAAGAAGGGGCAUUGUGGCAAUAACUGUAAAGGUUGCUGCACUGGGGUUGAAACCUUCUUCCCACUUAGGUAAAGAACUGGCUGAACUUAAGUGUCAUCUACUCCAAAUGAAUGAGAGUUAUGGAAUCAAUGUCUGUGGUGAAGGUGGAGAAUAUGAAACACUAACUCUUGACUGCCCUCUCUUUUGUAAUGCAAGAAUUAUUCUCGACGAUUAUGAAGUAAUACUCCACUCUGCUGACUCCAUUGCUUCUGUUGGAAUUCUUCAUCCACGUGCAUUUCAUCUUGAGCACAAGCCAGAUUCAUCUGAUACAAUUGGGGACGGUUCUGUCACUCAAGAUAUUUCUAGUUGUGUGUAUGAGGUUGAUGAAGUUAUCACGUGCACUGAUGAAGAAAAACACACCUUGAAUCCAGCUGUUGAUGCUUGCACCAAUAAAGACCUAUGCAUCUCAAAGACAGGGAAGAAUUUGCGUUCAAUUAGCUGUUGGAUUCAGGAUCGCUCUAGAGAUUUGGAAGUAGGCCUGAAGGAAGACCUCAUAGCAGUUUUGAGCGGAAUUGAUAAUCAGCUCCAGGAAGAAGGGUUAGGUUGGGUGAAUGUUUUAUAUGUUCACCUCUACAUUUCAAACAUGAAGGAAUUUGGAUUGGCCAAUGAAGUGUAUGUCAGCUUCAUUACAGAAAAGAAAUGCUACCUGGGUGUUCCUUCACGCAGUACAAUUGAAUUGCCAUUGGUUCAGGUUGGGUUGGGUAAAGCAUAUGUGGAAGUUCUAGUUUCAGAUGAGUUGAAAAAGAGAGUCCUACAUGUGCAGAGCAUCUCCUGCUGGGCUCCUAGUUGCAUUGGACCUUAUAGCCAGGCAACACUUUAUGGAGAGAUUCUGUAUAUGGCUGGUCAGCUGGGGCUUGACCCUCCUACGAUGAAGCUCUGUCCUGGUGGUGCAACAGCUGAACUAGAAUUAGCACUACAAAAUAGUGAAGCUGUGGCUAAUGCCUUUAGUUGCUCUAUCUAUUCCUCAGCAAUACACUUUCUGGUGUACUGCUCUGCACAGUUGACAUCUGAUGAGAAGGAUGAAGUCGAACAGACAUUGCAGAGUUCUUAUAUUACUCGUUUGGAUUGCUCAAAAACUGGAUUAUAUCCCACUGUUCUAUAUGUAUUUGCACCAGAUCUUCCAAAAGGAGCACGUGUGGAGAUAAAACCUAUUUUAUAUGUCCCCACCAAUGAUGAUGGAGUUGCAACUAGAGAAAUGGAGACUGGAAUGACACAGCCAGCACCAAGCCAAGCAUGGAGUGCACAAUACUCUGACUUGCAUGACUCAUGUUGCCAGAUCCACACAAUUGAUGGGAGAAUUUGUUCUGCUGUGGUCUCAGUCACAAGUGAUAUUGCAUCAAAGAUAUGUUCUACAGCCGGGCAGCUAUACCACACGGAGGACAAUUUGAAAGCUAUGGCUAGAUUUUGUGCUUUCCAGAUCGUGAAGAUCCUGGGGGAUAACAAAUUUUCCUGGGACAGCAUAACGAUGUUGAGGUUCUACUAUUCGGUAGAAAACUCGGUGGCAGCAGAUGCAAUGUCCCGUGCAUUUUCGGAGGCCUUCACUGAGCUUGCAGAAGACAACAGUUCCUUAAGAACCGAUGAAUCUCCAUGCUACAACAUCGUGCCGGUAUCAGGUUCUGGUUGCUCUGCAUGUACGAACAAUAUAAUAACAUGCGAGUUAUUGGCCUCCAAACAUUAGCCUGCACACGCAUCCGAUUUGUUCGCUGUGAUGCUUGCUGGAAUGCAGCUUUCCUUCGGACGCGUGCGCAUGUUAGAAUUUCUGCCAAACUGCCAAAGGAGCCGGCCGCCUAUCAAUUGCCGAGUUGGACGACAGUUAAUCAGCUGCUUUUAGGGUUGGCAGCGGUAGCUUUCUGUGCUGGUGAUCGUUGAAAAAUAUACCAUGAUUACUAGUAUACUGUAUUUUUUUUGCUUAUGUUUCUGUAGCCUAUAUAUACAUUGGGCCUGACUAGCCUGUACUGAAGCUUGUGAUGACAUUGGUCUAUCCACAGAGGUCCAUUCA
This is a messenger RNA of Panicum hallii, 2611 nucleotides long. RefSeq names its product diphthine--ammonia ligase. Lineage: Eukaryota; Viridiplantae; Streptophyta; Magnoliopsida; Poales; Poaceae. The coding region runs from base 116 to 2290 and encodes 724 amino acids. The transcript has 12 exons. The record is from RefSeq and is a predicted model, not a curated record. Gene Ontology annotation, biological process: protein histidyl modification to diphthamide. Gene Ontology annotation, molecular function: diphthine-ammonia ligase activity.